AUGUCUACCGCUUCCAUUGCCCAGAUGGUGAAGGAGAAUGUUGACUUGGAGAAAACCUUUGGCGUGAGCUCUCAGUUUGCCGAGACCCUGCGUGGAGCAUAUGAAGAGCUGGCAGAUUCAACAGAUGACCUUGAGUGUCUAACCGUAUGUUGCAUGUGUUGUGUGGACUCGUGCAGUGCGUGGUGCAACGCGAUCCACGGCCGCACGGACGACGGCAAUCAUCGCAGAGACCCGGGAAGCAGCUGGUUGGAAUCGCCGCAGCAGCACUCCAUGGACGACUCGGAGUCAGCUGACGAUGGGUUCCACAGUUUGCUGGAUCUGUCGGCAGCCACUUCCGAACACUUCCGUGCCUUCAUGGGCUCAAAGGAAAUGAUCAACCGCGAGAAGUUGGGAUACUUCCUCUUUGGAAGCAAGUUUGGACGGCCGGAAGCUGACCAGCUGAAGGAAUGUGUGGAACAACUGAAGGCCGCUGGACCAGACCUGAUUCACAAAGACCACCCCGAAUUUCAAGAUCUGCUGCAGAAGGCAAAAGGGAAAGACAUGAAGGCCUUUGCCCAACUACUUCGCCUCGUUGGGAGUGCAACCGUCUUGAAGCAUGGUGCUGCUGUGGCGGAGAAAGGUCUUGAUGCUAUGAAGCUGGGCCAAUGUGGCAAGGUCCUUUGCGCAGGAGAUUUGAGCUAUGAGCUCGAUGAGACAGGGCUGCACAAAUGCACCUGGAGUUGCCCUGGUGAUGAGAUGCCAGAUAAAUUCCAAGUUGUUGCAGCCGACUUUUGA
Molecule: messenger RNA, 774 nt
Organism: Cladocopium goreaui
Lineage: Eukaryota; Dinophyceae; Suessiales; Symbiodiniaceae
Source: the annotation of a GenBank genome assembly